Molecule: messenger RNA, 2184 nt
Organism: Closterium sp. Naga37s-1
Lineage: Eukaryota; Viridiplantae; Streptophyta; Zygnematophyceae; Desmidiales; Closteriaceae
Source: the annotation of a GenBank genome assembly
AUGGAUGUGCCAGCUUCAACCCAAGCAGUCAACGCAAAGGCCGCGGCAGCUGAAGACAAGGAAACCUUUGCCUUUCAGGCGGAAAUCAACCAGCUGUUGAGUCUCAUCAUCAACACAUUCUACAGCAACAAGGAGAUCUUCCUUCGCGAGCUCAUCAGCAACUCCUCCGACGCGCUCGACAAGAUCCGAUUCGCCUCUCUAACCGACAAAUCCGCGCUCGAGUCGCAGCCGGAACUGUUCAUCCGCAUCGUGCCGGACAAGGCAAAGAAGACCCUCAGCAUCAUCGACAGCGGCGUCGGGAUGACGAAAGCGGAUUUGGUGAAUAACCUCGGGACGAUCGCGCGCUCCGGGACGAAGGAGUUUAUGGAAGCGUUGGAGUCCGGCAGUGGCGACGUCAGCAUGAUUGGGCAGUUCGGCGUGGGUUUCUACGCGGCGUAUCUGGUUGCGGAUAAGGUGGUAGUAACCAGCAAGCACAACGACGACGAGCAGUACGUUUGGGAGUCGCACGCUGGCGGGUCGUUCACGAUUCGUCGCGACACGGUCGGAGAGAGGCUGGGACGCGGCACGAAGAUCACGCUGCAUUUAAAGGACGACCAGCAGGAGUAUUUGGAGGAGCGACGGAUUAAAGACGUAGUUAAGAGGCACUCGGAGUUUAUUAACUACCCCAUCAACCUGUGGACGGUGAAAACCGUGAACAGGGAGAUCGAGGAGGACGAGGAGGAAGAGGAGGAGGGACCUCACGGAGCUUCUAAGGAAGAAGAAGCAGAGGGAAAUAUGGAGGAGGUUGAGGACGAGGAGGGGAGCAGCAAGGGCGACAAGAACAAGAAGACGAAAAAGACGAAGAAGGUGAAGGAAGUGACGCACGAAUGGCAGCAGCUGAACAAGCAAAAGCCGAUUUGGCUGCGCAACCCUGAUGAGGUCACUAAGGAGGAAUACGCCGCGUUUUACAAGAGCUUCACAAACGACUGGGAGGAGCAUCUGGCCGUGAAGCACUUCUCCGUGGAGGGUCAGCUGGAGUUUAAAGCCCUGCUCUUCGUGCCGAAGCGCGCGCCGUUCGACCUGUUUGAAGGGCGGCAGAAGAAGCUGCGAAACGUGAAGCUGUACGUGCGGCGCGUGUUCAUCUCGGAUGAUUGCGAAGAGCUCAUGCCGGAAUACCUCUCCUUUGUGAAAGGCGUGGUUGACUCGGAAGACCUGCCUCUCAAUGUCUCGCGGGAGAUGCUCCAGCAGAACAAGAUUCUCAAAGUCAUCCGGAAGAACCUCGUUAAGAAGUGCCUCGAGAUGUUCACAGAGAUCGCGGAGAACAAGGACGACUACAGUAAGUUCUACGAGGCAUUCAGCAAGAGCAUCAAGCUGGGAGUGUACGAGGACUCUCAGAACCGCGCGAAACUCUCAGAGCUUCUCCGAUUCCACUCCACCAAAUCGGGCGACGAAGCCACCAGUCUAAAGGACUACGUUACCCGGAUGAAAGAGGGGCAGAGCAGCAUCUACUACAUCACGGGCGAGAGCAGGCGAGCCGUGGAGAACUCUCCGUUCCUGGAGAAGCUGAAGAAGAGGGCCCUGGAGGUGCUGUUCAUGGUGGAUCCAAUCGAUGAGUAUGUGGUGCAGCAGCUCAAGGAGUUUGAUGGAAAGAAGCUGGUCUCGGCCACCAAGGAAGGGUUGAAGCUGGAUGAGCCCGAAGAGGAGAAGAAGAGAUUCGAGGAGCUGAAGAAGGAAUUCACCGACACAUGCAAGGCAAUGAAAGACAUGCUGGGGGACAAGGUCGAGAAGGUAACUGUAGGCGAGCGCAUCGUGGAGUCCCCCUGCGUUUUGGUCACAGGGGAGUACGGCUGGACCGCCAACAUGGAACGCAUCAUGCGAGCCCAGGCUUUAAGGGACAACUCCAUGUCUCAGUACAUGACCAGCCGGAAAACCAUGGAGAUUAACCCUCAUAACAGCGUUAUCAAGGAGCUCAGGAGGCGGAUCGAGGCGGAUAAAACCGACAAGACUGUCCGAGACUUGGUGUUCCUGCUGUUUGAGACUGCUCUGCUGACCUCGGGAUUCUCUCUGGAUGAGCCUCAGGCGCUGGCGGGACGGGUGCAUAGGAUGAUUAGCCUUGGACUAAGCAUUGAUGAGAAUUUGGAGGAGGUUGGGGAGGAGGAGGCAGGAGAGAUGGAUGGGGAGAGCAAGAUGGAGGAGGUGGAUUAG